Monoraphidium neglectum is the source of this 1248-nucleotide messenger RNA. RefSeq lists its product as hypothetical. Gene Ontology annotation, molecular function: ubiquitin protein ligase activity. The transcript is spliced from 4 exons. Gene Ontology annotation, biological process: positive regulation of ERAD pathway. NCBI's taxonomy places the organism in Eukaryota, Viridiplantae, Chlorophyta, Chlorophyceae, Sphaeropleales, Selenastraceae. The record is from RefSeq and is a predicted model, not a curated record. Bases 1 to 1248 code for a protein of 415 amino acids.
AUGGACUACCAGGCGCUCGCCCGGUGGGUCGAGCACGCGAUUCCCUUUGUGGUCUUGCUGGCCAUCGUCUUCCUCUAUCACCACGCCACAGGGCUGUUCCUGUGCGCCUGGCUUGGCUGCAGCGUCUACAAAGCGAACGAGGUGCUGCGCAAGAUCGUCGCCCAGACCGCCUGCGAGCCGUCCGAGCUGGCGGCCGCGGUCAUGUUUGUCGCCACCAACGUGGCGCUGACGCUGUGGCUGACCGGCGCGCAGCAGUGGCGGGCGCUGCUGCUGCUGCCGCCCGCCGAGGCGCCGGCCACGUCGCUGCACGCCGCGUUCAGCGUGGCAAUCACCGAUUCAUUGGUCAGGUGCUGCGGCGUCGUGCCUAAGGUCCUGAUCGCUGCAGCUACCAGGAAGCCGGCCUGCAGCGGCGGCGCAGGCCGCGCCCGCAGGGCCAGCGGCGCCAACGCAGCUGCUAGGGAGCUGCAAGAGAGCAGCGAGGCGGGGCCAAGCGACGGUGGCGUCGAGGGCUGCGUCAGCGGCAGCAGCACUGGCGGUGAUGGCGGCAGUUCUACCAGCAGCGGCGGCACCGCUGCCGCCACCGUCGCCCCUGCAGGCAGCUGGGCGUUGCGCUUCUUGACCUGUGGCGCCGCGCUCUUCCGCCGCAGCGGCCGCGCCGCCGAUCCCGCGGCCGCAGCCGUGCCCCGCCGCUCCAGCAGUGGCGCCCGCCUCGCGGUCCCCCCGCCGCUGCCGGCGCCCGCGCAGCCGCAGGCCCCGCACGCGGCCGUGGCGCACGUGUCCGCGCGGCGGCGUGCGCGGCUGCUGGCUCUGUACGACUACAUACAGGCCUCGGUCCGCGUCGUGCUGCCCGCUCCGGUCUGGUGCUCCUACCUGAUGACCUCGACCCGCAACCCCACGCUGUGCACGCUGCUGGUUGCGGCAUACCUGGCGUUCAAGGCGCACGGCCUCUUCCGCAGGGGCCAGCUGCUGCUGCUCGCGACGCGGCUCGUGCUGCGGACGGGCGCGCUUUACGGGCGCUACCUGAAAAGGGCUGAGAUCGGGGUCGGGGCGGACGCGCCGGUCUGCCCGAUCUGCCAGGACCCGUGCGCCGCGCCGAUCCGGCUGGACUGCUCCCAUGUGUUUUGCGAGGAUUGCCUGGCUGAGUGGCUGGAGCGGGAGCCCACCUGCCCGAUGUGCCGCUGCAACGUCAAGCCCCCCGGCUUCACGCUCGGGGACGGCUCCACCACGCUGCUCCCGCAGCUGUUUUGA